Molecule: messenger RNA, 2702 nt
Organism: Lucilia sericata (common green bottle fly)
Lineage: Eukaryota; Metazoa; Arthropoda; Insecta; Diptera; Calliphoridae
Product: transcription factor btd
Exons: 2
Coding region: 591-2570 (659 amino acids)
Biological process (GO): regulation of transcription by RNA polymerase II
Molecular function (GO): DNA-binding transcription factor activity, RNA polymerase II-specific; RNA polymerase II cis-regulatory region sequence-specific DNA binding
Source: RefSeq, a predicted model, not a curated record
UUACCGGUGGACGUAUCGUGGACGUCGUUAAUGUGUUUGGAACAAAAAAAAAAAAAAAACUUAAACAGAUCUUUUAAGAAAAAAAGAAGAAACUUAACUAUAUGCUUUAAGUGCUGCCAGCCACUGUUGCCACAUUAUUGGAAAUUAUUAUCAUUAUUAUCGGCAAUGAAAUUAUUUUGUGCAGUAGUUCGUUCUUCACUCAAAUCAUAAGUGACUCCUGCAAUUAAGUUGCUAAAGCUACAAACACGUAUAAAACCCAAGAAAAACCUUUAGUUUUAACUUUUUUGUGUAAAAUUGAACGAUUAUAGUAAUUAUAGUACGAAUAUAUAAACAAAAACAAGUGUAACAAAAACGUUUAAAACAACAAAAUAAAUAAACGAAGAAAAAAGUUUUUAAGCUAUAAAACUACAAAAAAAGUGAAGUGAAAAGAAUUUGUGCCAUAUUAACAAUUCCAAAAAGAAAAAUUAAUAGACAUGUUUGGUUUAUAAUUAUAUAAAUAAAAUAACUUAAACUUUAACCUUUUACAACUAUUAAAAAAAUACCAGUGUUUAACCAACUCAAAAAAAAAAAAUUCUACAAACAUCUUCAAAAUGAUUGACUCAGCGUGUAAUUACUUAAAUCCUUAUGCCACAGCUUCCUUGGCUGCCUCCUCCACACAAUCAUCAGCCUCAUCCACAUCAACUGGCUCACUGACAAAUCUCAAUGAGUUUUCGCCAUCUGCUGCUGCCGCUUCGGUUUUAUAUAACAGUAAAUCAGUGUCAUCUUCUUCGUUAACAGCCUGCAAUCCCAUGAAAUUGGAAAUGCAAUAUCCGCCACAAUCAUCAUCAUCUACGGGUUCGGCUUCGCCCAACUCGAGCAUACAGUCGGCACCAUCAUCAGCCUCAGUGUCACCUAGCAUCUUUCCCUCACCCGCCCAGUCAUUUGCCUCAAUUUCCUCCAGUCCGCCUGCUUCGGCCACCUCAGCAUCACCCUUAUCCGGCUCACAUACAGAAUUGGGUGCGGCUGCUGCUGCCUCGGCUGCUUACACAUGGAAUACGGCUGCCUAUACAGCUGCAUUGCCAACAAGAACACAAUUUCCUUAUGCUCAAUAUGCCUCAGAUUAUUAUGGCAAUGCUGUUGGUAUGUCGGCUGCUUCAGCUGCUGCGGGUGCUUGGUUUUCGCAUCAGGAUCGUUUGUAUCAGCCCUGGUCUGGUCAAACUUAUCCCAGUUUUAAUUUCGAUGAUAUUGCUUUCCAAACUCAAUUGCAAAGACGUUCCGUACGCUGCACUUGCCCCAAUUGUACCAAUGAAAUGUCGGGUCUACCACCAAUUGUGGGACCCGAUGAGAGAGGUCGCAAACAGCACAUAUGCCAUAUACCUGGCUGUGAACGUUUAUAUGGCAAAGCUUCGCAUUUGAAAACUCAUUUACGUUGGCAUACCGGAGAACGUCCUUUCUUGUGUUUAACCUGCGGCAAACGUUUCUCACGUUCCGAUGAAUUGCAACGUCAUGGACGUACUCAUACCAAUUACCGUCCCUAUGCUUGCCCCAUUUGCUCCAAGAAAUUCUCACGCAGUGACCAUUUGAGCAAGCACAAGAAGACCCACUUUAAGGAUAAGAAAAGCAAAAAGGCCAUAGCCGCUGAGGCUAAAGAACAGGCGGCUGCUAUUAAGCAAGAAAAGACUUUGGAACAACAGCAACAACCGGAAAAAACCAGUCCAGCUAAGUCACCCAAUAUGGCCAAUGGUAUGCCAAAUACUCCCACUGCCUCAGCAGCCACCACCGUCAAAAGUCCCUUAUCCCUUAACUCACGUUUGAAUAACAAUGUCAACAAUCCAAAUCCUCAACAACAACAGCAGCAGCAGCAACAACAAUCUGUUGUACCUCAACUACAGCUGAAAACGGAACAAACUGAAAUCGCCUCAAAUUAUACACCCUACAGCAAUUUAUAUCAUCAAACCUCGACAUUGUUCCAGCCCCAUUUGACAUCGCCAACAAGUUAUGGAACAACAAAUCCAGCUAACGCUAGUGUACAACAAACACCACCACCUACCUUCGAUUUGUGGAAUACUCAACAACAGCAACCGACUAGAAGUGCCAUGGAACAGCAAACAACCAAUAACAGCAACAAUGCAACAGCCACAACCGUAGCUACCUCAAAUAAUGGACAUAAUUUAACACAAUCUCCAAAUAUGCAGACGCAACAACAAGCAACUCAAUCGCAACAACAGCAACAACAUUCCCAAACAUCGCAACAUUACAAUGCCUUGGCCAUGCAAAGUGAAUCACAAUUAGCCGCCGAAUAUGGCAUAACCAUGUCUUCACCUCACACCAACAAUGGCAACACAUCACCUAUUUCCCAUCAUCAUCCUCACUCUUAUUCCCAUUCGCAUCAUCAUCACAUGCAACAUCAUAUGCAACAUUCCUCUACCUAUUCCAAUUUAAUAGGACAAAUGAAAUCGGAAUAUCCUGCAUAUGCUGACUUCUCUACCACUUCAACAUAUCCCACACCCACUUCAGCUUUCCAUCAUCAUCCUCAUAAUCCUUGGGCUGCAGCGGCUGCCUAUCAACAUCCUCAUCAUGCCACUGCUUAAACUCAAGGAUAUUCCGUAGGAAAUGUUUAAAAAACGGUUGACCGUUUUCUCCACAUUCAACAUCCUAAGGAAGUGUUGUGUUUGUUUUGAAUUUUGUAGAUUUUUUUUUAUUGUUGCCUAAUUGUGUAAUUU